AUGGAUUCUGAGUUCUGGACCUCCCGUCUCGCCGCCGCGAAACGCCACUAUACGUUUCAGCAUAACCAUCCAACUUCUCAUUUAGGAAUAGAUGAUUUUGAUGUUGAAGAAGAGGUGAGACCGGAUUUCCCUUGUCCCUAUUGUUAUGAAGAGUUUGACAUAGGGUCUUUGUGUUCUCAUCUUGAGGAUGAACAUUCAUGUGAAUCAAGAGUUACGAUUUGUCCUGUAUGUUCGGUUAAAGUUGCCCGCGACAUGUUGAGCCACUUAACUCUGCAACACGGAAACCUGUUUAAGAUUCAGAGAAGGCGCAGGUUAAGAAGAGUUGCUAUCCCGAACAGUCAGUCAUUGUCUCUCUUAGGUCGAGAUCUCCGGGAAGCUCAUUUACAGGUGCUUCUCAAUGGUGGAGGCGGAUACCGGUCGCACAGUAACUCAGUAUCCAAUGUGCCUGCUGAUCCGUUCCUGUCCUCUUUUAUUUUGAAUUACCCUCAAUCCGAAGCUGAAGAAAUCUCUAAAUCUGUCGUAACAAGUGCUGAAGAUUCUUCGUCUACAAAGAACACAGCAUCACCUGUACAACAUAUUUGGAAAUCAAGUUUUGAUCAAUCAUUGAGUAUCGAAGAGCGGGAGAAAAGGAUUAGGCAAGCUGCUGGGAGGUCUAGUUUUGUGCAGGAUUUGUUUCUGUCAACCUUGUUAGGAGACGAAUAA
This is a messenger RNA of Lathyrus sativus (Indian pea), 702 nucleotides long. NCBI's taxonomy places the organism in Eukaryota, Viridiplantae, Streptophyta, Magnoliopsida, Fabales, Fabaceae. The record is from the annotation of a GenBank genome assembly.